ACCUUCAGAGAGCAAUCUCUAUUGUGGAGCAACAGAUCAGUAUAGAAGUUGAAAAUCAUGGUCCUAAGACAGAAACCGGCGAAUUAUUCGGAAUCGUUGCCGGAAGCGAGUUUCAGCAUAAAUUUUUUGCAUUUUGUGGGCUAUAUAUCGAGCCAUGGACAUUGGAUCAUCUUCUUCCUCUUAAUCUACCUCAAAGAAGCUACUGCAGGGACCUAGAGACAAUAGUUUGUUGUUCCUCCAAAACACCCACAGGUCACAUAAUAUAUUCCAUGAUGCACAGUAUGAUAUAGGAAUUUUGGAGCCCAGGCGCGUAGAUAGCGCAGCGUGGAAAUAUAUAAAAGAUGCACCGACGAUGACAAAGGAAUACAUUGAGAAAUUUGGUUUUGGACCGUUUUCUAGAGUUGGGUCCAUAAGAUGUGACCAUGCCCUACUUACAGCUCUUGUGGAGCGAUGGCGCCCAGAGACCCAUACUUUUCAUUUACCUUUUGGGGAGGCUACUAUCACACUGCAGGACGUUGAGGUUCUUUUGGGGCUUCGGGUUGAUGGACGUCCGGUUACAGGACAUCACACAACGCCUGAAGGUGGUUGGGCUACCUAUUUGGAGAGAAUGUUUGGAUUUAGGUUCCAGACAGAGUAGUCUAGAUUGACGAGCAUUUCUAUCACUGAAAUAAAGACUCACAUAGAGAACAAUCCUUUGACGGACCAGUCCCCCGACAAGGCACACCUACAGCGAGCCCGUUGUUUUGUUGGAUGGCUAGUUGGCGGAUUACUAUUCUCUAACACUACGAGAAACAGUUUUCCACUCAAUCUUGUGCAUUUUCUGCAUACUCCCAAGAUUUGCUCGAAGUACAGUUGGGAUAGCGCGGCACUAUGUUACUUGUACCGCAGCAUGUCCAAGUCAUCUCUGGCCGCUUCCGCAAAGGCUAUUACCGGCUAUGUGAUUCUUCUUCAGCUCUGGGCCUGGGAGCGGAUUUUGACUGUUCAGCCAAAGAUACUGGGUGGCGAGCUCGAUCUUUCUCAUUGUCCAUUGGGCACGGGGUGGUCCCGUGAGAAAAAAGUUCAAGGUAUCACACGGUUCAAUUUGGCCGCCUACCGGGAUUAAGCUUACAGUUCUCACAGAGUCAGAUGUUAGUAUUCAUUUCAAUUACUGUAACAUAUUCUUUAUUGGAUUUUUUUAAUGGUGCAGGACUUUUAAUUAUGCGUCUCUUACUAUAUUACCACUGCAGUUUGUAUGGAUGCCGUACACGACUCUUCUGGGCCGUAUUGCCAGGGUUUGUCUUGUGGGACAGGGCAUAUGGCGAUCUCAGACAUGGCUCAUCUGCGGUGAUGUCGUUGUGUCACGGGCUUACUUUUUCAAAGUAACGGCCGUGCGGCACUAGCACAAAACAACUAACGAUCAAGUGCUAGCUCAGCCUUAAGACCCCCAAAGCGUGCAAAGCUAGGCAAGACCUUAAAGAACGGAGGCAAAGAAAAACUUAAGGAAGGUUGAAAGUGAAAGAAUGAUGAAGGCGCAAGAGGCUUAAGGAAUCUUGAAACUCUACUCAAAGCUUGGAUGGUUACAAAUGGAGGGCAUGGGGUAUUUAUAGGCAAACCCCCAAGUCCUAAAGAAUUCUAGAGAAUUCUAUGUACAUAAUAAAAUAAUGGGAUUCUAGAGAAUUCCUACAAUAAAAUAUUCUAAGUUCAAAAUAUCUACAAGUCUCUAGAAUCUUUUACACGAUUCUAGCAAACUCGGGUAGCUUCCAUACGGUUCCACUCGUUUCUAGAGAGUUCCGGGCCUCUCUAGAAAAUUCCAGAGUCUUCAAGAUUUGACCGGAAAAUUCCACAAGGCUCUAGACCGUUCUGUCCCAUGUCCGUCUACGAAAAUAGCCCGUUUCGCAUCAAACCACCCGAAUUCAUGGUGAAGAAAAACUGUCCGUGACAGUUGCGCCACACAACCCCAGUAGGGUAUUUCGCCAAUUUGGUUAUCACCAGAGGAUACCCGGCGACGGAUUGCUUCUCACCGCGGGGGAAAUUACUAGCCUGCUCAAGAGGAAGCCGUUUGGAGGAUCCGAUAGGAGAUGGAUACAACAACUAGGGAUAUAUCUCCAGGUUUGGAAUGAUCGCCACGGCAGACUUGUGGGGACUGAUGAUGAUUAUGUUGGCGAGCCUACAGCAGAUCCGGAGUAUCUCUUGUGGUACCAUCAGGUUACUGUAAAGUAUGUUACGGAUCCGAUGGAUUCUGAAAAUGCGAGGGAUUUUCACGGCUCUGCAGAGACCUUGCGCCUCAUGGCCACAUUGAUGGAGGACGUUCGUAGUCUGAGUAUUAUAGGCCAGCGUACUUUCAACAAGGACUCCUUUGGUUAUGAUCGCUUAGGCGAGAUUGCCCAGGUUGCUGAGCGGGCGUUGUCCGUCAAUGCAACAAAUGUUGUACGUCACGAUCUCGAGAGGCAGGUUGAGGUUAAUGACAUUUUGAGUCAAGAACUUGCAUCUAUAGACUCGACCCAGCAACAUCCACCUCCCAGACCUCCGAGGCGUUAGCGCAAGUCUCAGCGUGGGCGUGGGGGGCAAGAGACAAUCAAGCCCACUCAGCCACAUCAGUCCUCCCAGCAUCAGCAGUCUCAUAUCCCCUUCACUGACGGUUCAUCCCAUCAGUCUCCACUUAUGUCUCCACACCAUUCUUCUUAGCAUUUAUCCCAUUAGUCUCUACAUCAUUCAUUCCAUCAGUCUCCACAUCAGUCUCCCCAUCAUUCUUCGCCGACCCAACAGGCGUUUUACCGUCCCAUUAUAUCUCCCUAGCACCAGCAGUCCCAUUUUGCCUUCACUCAGAUUUCCUCCCUUCAGACUUCUCAGCCUCAGUUUGGAGAUGUUUUUAUUGAUUUUUCUGGGUUCCAGCAGAGUUCUCUAGAUGGCCAGUCAAUACAUUACACGAGUAACUUUCUUUCGAGUAUGUUCCAGGGUGUUGCGGGUCAGCAUUAGGCUGAUGACCCAGCUGGAGGUGAGCGUGAGAGUCAGGGUGAAGAUGAGGCUGAGGAUGCAGACCAGCAUGAUCAGUUUGAGGGUCAGGGUUAUCAGCGCCAUGAGGAGCAGGGAUCGAGUCAGACUCUAAGGACUCCACCGUUGGCUGUGAGUAAAGGCCAGAGAGUGACAAAGGAUCUCGAUAGAUUGACUUAUAGCCAUUUUCGGGCUAAAAAGCCCAAGAAGAAGUAGGGUACUAGACUUUUUAUGUAGUAUUAUUAGACUUGUAUUUUUUUUUUUUCUUUUGUUCAUUUAUGUUUUUUUUUCCUUUUGUUAUGACUUGUUUUUUUUUUUUCCUUUUGUU
Oldenlandia corymbosa var. corymbosa is the source of this 3298-nucleotide messenger RNA. Lineage: Eukaryota; Viridiplantae; Streptophyta; Magnoliopsida; Gentianales; Rubiaceae. The record is from the annotation of a GenBank genome assembly.